ACUGUUACAAGAAGGGAAAAAAAAGAACGAAACACGUGCUUUCCUCCGCCGUCCGCCGAUGUAAACAAAAACUAAAUCGAUCGAAUCGCCGGCAAGUUUCUUACGAAAUCGUAAACUUUUUCUCCUCUAACUGAAAGAAUGGCUAAUUCGUCCAUAAUUUACGAUUUGUGUAUUAUUGGUGCUGGAAUGUUUGGGUCUGCUGCUGCCAAGCAUGCUACUGCGUCUUUAAAAGCAAAAGUUUGCUUAAUAGGACCCGAAGAACCCACGAGAGACGAGUGGGAACAAAGGAUGAUUUUUAGUUCACAUUAUGAUGAAGGAAGAAUUGUUUCGGGAGAUCCAACUAAUCAUAACUUGAACGUUUUAUUAGAAGAAUCUGUUCAAAAAUUUCAUGUUUUAGAGGAGGAAUAUGGGAAGAAGCUUUUCAAUAACACUGGAUGUCUCUAUCUGUAUAGUUGUGAGGAUGAAAGUGCUUUAAAGAUUUUAAGUGAAAUUAAUAGUGGUGAAAGUCAGUUAUUGGACAUUUCUUCAAAAAGCCUUUUCUCAAAAGAAUUUCCUUAUAUGAAAUUUGAUAGUUAUAAAUAUGCUUUUUUUGAUACCACAUCUGGUCAUGUAAGUCCUCGGGAAAUAAUAAAAGCUGAAAAAUUGGUAGCUGAAAAGAAUGGUUGUCAUAUUAUAGAUGAUAUUGUUAAAGAUAUAAAAGAAGUAGAUCACCAAUUAAUUGAGAUUAUCACUGAAUCUCAAAGAUUGAUUAGAACCAACAAGCUAUUAAUUUGUGCUGGAGCUUUCACAAAUUUUAUUCCAAUCUUUGCUUCAAGGGAAUUAAAUAUUACAGUAAAUAAAGAAACUUAUAUUUUAAUAAGAAUUUCAAAAGAAGAAGCUGGGAGAUUAAGUACUAUGCCAACUAUGGAUGUUUUCUUUGAAAGCUGUGAGGAACAGCCUCACCUCUAUGGUGCAUACAUUUUACCACCCAUAAAAUAUCCCGAUGGGAAAUAUUAUUUAAAAAUUGGACAUAAAGGAAGCAUAGUUAACUCUGAACUGAAAAAUUUGAAGGAAAUUAAAAAUUGGUACAAUUGUAGUGGAGAGAAGUACAUAUCGGAGCAUUAUUCUAAAAUAAUUCAAGAUCUUUUUCCAGAUUUAAAGUUUGAGGAGAUGUUACCAAAAACCUGUGUAACCUGCUCAAAUCCAUCUGAAUUGCCAUAUAUUGAUAACAUUUCUCCAAACAUCAUUGUGGCUGCAGUUGGUAAUGGAUCUGGAGUAAUGAUGUGUGAAGAAAUUGGUAGUAUUGCUGCUGAGUUAAGUGUGGAGUCUACGUGGAAUUCCAAACUUUCAAAGUCCUUAUUUAGGGCUAUUUUUCGUAGUUAAAAGAAAUGAAAAAGUUUUUAGUAAGCAAUUAAAGGAUGAAUAAUUACGUAUUUAGUAUCUGAUAAUUAAAUUAUUUAUUGAUUUUUUAUUAAAUAAGAAAAUUGUGAAAAGAAAUUUUUUAACACCAUAAAAAAUAAAUAUUUUAUUUUUAAAA
This is a messenger RNA of Parasteatoda tepidariorum (common house spider), 1516 nucleotides long. RefSeq lists its product as uncharacterized. Gene Ontology annotation, molecular function: sarcosine oxidase activity; flavin adenine dinucleotide binding. The record is from RefSeq and is a predicted model, not a curated record. Lineage: Eukaryota; Metazoa; Arthropoda; Arachnida; Araneae; Theridiidae.